Molecule: messenger RNA, 851 nt
Organism: Lycium barbarum (goji berry)
Lineage: Eukaryota; Viridiplantae; Streptophyta; Magnoliopsida; Solanales; Solanaceae
Exons: 2
Coding region: 138-704 (188 amino acids)
Source: RefSeq, a predicted model, not a curated record
UCUCGCUAUUCCCUAAUCCUCUCUCAUCCUACGGCUCACAUUUAUCACCCUAUAUAUUCCUUGCUUUUCAUUCCACUUUCUUCAUUAAGAAAAGGAAAGAGAAAACACAAGAGAGAGUCUAAAAAUUUGUCACAGACAUGAAUGCAAAAUUGGAAUUUCCACUUGAAACUCUUGCUUUCAAUUACUUGAGCUUCGGUUUCUUUACUGCCCUUAUUACCGCUGUCGUUGGCUUCUGGAGGAUUAAAGCAUCUUCAACUUUUCCACGUGGAGACUUUUCCGGGGCCCCAUCUUCAUCCUCGCCGACGCCAACGUUGGUAACGUCCUCAUUGCAGCAGGUAAAUGAGACUGUGUCAAAUGAAUCAUUGUCAGCAGUUACUACUAUGAUAUGGCCUUUGAGCAACGAGGAGGUAGGAACAAAAGGGAAACUAACGGUGUACUACAAGCAAGAUGACGGUGGAGAAUGUGAGGGCAAUGAAGAAGGCAUCGAUCAGGAAGGAGAAGAUAACGGCAUUAAGUUGUGUGAAGAGUUGUUUGUGAAUAAUUGGGAGAAAUUGUUGAAAAUGAGAAAUGGGGAAAUGGAGUGGUAUUGUUAUCAGGACAUGAAGAUAAUUGACGGCAGUGUAGUUAGGUUGUGGGACAGUUGUAGACCACGGAGGGAAGUGGAAAAAACUGCUUUCUCGGUUAGUGUAAUUAGUGCUUGGUAGUCGAGCAAUUGUAAAUGGUAGUUAGGAUAUAAUGCAAUAACGGUUUUCACCGCUAUGGAAUUUAAGAAAGAAAAAUUGUAAGCUUUUUUCGAUGUUUUGUAGUAAUACCUAAGUCUUGACAAUGAAAACACUGGAUUUUUUGUCUUU